AUGGAUGGUUAUCCCACUGCGACCUCUAGCCUUCAAUCGGUCACUGAGAACGUCCUGAAGGCGCAUCUCCCUUCUUCUGAAACAUAUCAGGCCGCAGGUGCGACAGGGGACUCUUCUGGAAAAGCAGGGACAUCGGAGACCGGACCUCUUCUUCAGAAGCAACUGCAUAUCCAGUUUCUCCUACGUAACCUCCUCCAAGGAUUUCCAGAGCGUUAUAUCUCUCAGGAUGCAAGUCAGCCAUGGCUGAUAUACUGGACACUUCAAGGGUUUAGUGUGUUGGGAAUAGGGAUGGAUGAUCAAACAAGGAAGAGGGCGAAGCAGACUCUCCUAGCUCUGCAGCAUCCCUAUGGUGGAUUUUCAGGGGGUCCUGGACAAGCAGCACACCUCCUACCGACCUAUGCUGCUGUGUGUGCGCUCGCUAUUGUUGGACAACCUGGUCCGGAUGGUGCGUGGGAUGAGAUCGAUCGGACGAAGAUGUACGAAUUCUUCUUGUCACUGAAGCAGCCUGAUGGAUCUUAUACCGUAACCCAAGAUGGCGAAGUCGAUGUUCGCGGGCUCUAUUGUCUCCUUUCGACGGCCACUUUGCUGAACAUCGUUACGCCGGAGCUUCUGAAAGGAAUGCCUGAGUUCAUCGUAAGCUGUCAGAGCUAUGAAGGUGGUUUUGGGAAUGCGUCAUUCCCCGAGUGGGCAUUCCCUGAAGAGGAUGACGGCGCGUUCGACGCGUCCGCCCCACGCCCGCUUCUUGGUGAGGCCCACGGCGGCUACACCUUUUGCGCGACGGCGACCUGGGUACUUCUGCAGCCGUACCUACGCCAUUAUUAUUCGUCGUCCUCGACGUCGCAGCGCCCCACGGUGAACAUGCACGCGCUGCUACGCUGGCUCACGCAGAUGCAGGGCACGCAUAUGGAGCUCGGCGGAUUCCGGGGCCGCACGAACAAGCUCGUCGAUGGGUGCUACAGUUGGUGGGUCGGCGGCUGCGUCGGGCUCGUAGAGGGGCUCCUUGGUCCCGGGUGUGUCCCUGGGGCACACGAGCCCGGGGCCCAUGCCGAGGAGUGGACGGAUAUCGAUGAUUCGCUGUUCAACCGACAGGCACUGCAGGAGUAUAUCCUGUACGCAGGGCAGUACCCUGCCGGUGGUCUGAGAGACAAGCCGCCCAAGUCGGCGGAUUCGUACCACACGUUGUACUGCCUCUCAGGUCUCUCGGCCGCUCAGCACACAGUCCUUCCCGAUGACGCGCGCAGAGCAGAGCUGCUUGCAAGCUGGAGUGAUGAAACGAUCAACGAACGCGAAGGCUUCGGAUUCACGCCUGCGUCCGACGCCGCGCGGUCACAAUGGGACGCUAUGCGGAAGGAGGCGUUCGUUAGCGCCCUGUCGUGGGUGGAAGAAGAGGGGACGUCGAAGUACGUGGGCGGUGCGGUUAAUCGCGUGAACGCGACACACCCUUUGUUCAACCUCACUGCGACGCAUACUGAGGGCAUGAUGCAGCAUUUCUAUGGCCAGCAGGUGCCGGAGCGCCGCCCCAAGCAUCCCGCGGCCGAGAAGUGA
Molecule: messenger RNA, 1545 nt
Organism: Sparassis crispa
Lineage: Eukaryota; Fungi; Basidiomycota; Agaricomycetes; Polyporales; Sparassidaceae
Product: Protein farnesyltransferase subunit beta
Exons: 9
Coding region: 1-1545 (514 amino acids)
Biological process (GO): protein farnesylation
Cellular component (GO): protein farnesyltransferase complex
Molecular function (GO): protein farnesyltransferase activity
Source: RefSeq, a predicted model, not a curated record